AUGGACGUCUGCGAUGGACACAGCCACUCCGAAGCCCACCAGACGCCGCACGUCGUCGCACGCGUACAGACAGUGCAGGCUCUCUUGCGAGAAGACAUCCACCUAAGCGCAUACGAGGCACCACAUCUGCCAUGCCCGGUAUCGUUCCAAUUCGUUCCGUCGGCUUUCGACCUCAAGAAAGGCGAGCUCGAGGCUUGCCUCAGCCUCGUCGAGAAGACUUCGGGACACGACUACAAGACAUCAAGCAUUGGCUGGAAUCCGCGCAAGAAGAGGGAGGAAAUGCUCGACGGCGAGAUGAUGUAUCUCCUUGUGCGUCAGGGCCCUUCAGACACGGCUGGUCAGAGUAGCAUGGAAGAGACUCAAGAGAUGAACAACUUGCACAAGGGGAUGGAAUGGACAGAGGCUCGGAUCGAUGCAGAUUCAAGCCCGUCUGUGAGGGGUGCUUCAUAUGCGCUGGGUCAACACCCGCCACGGCUCAAUCCUCUAGAUCAGCUCAAUCAAGGCUACACUCCAGACAGUGGCGAGGAAGAGGCAGCCACAUGGAACCAGACCAAGGCUUCAACCGCUUUAGAGAAGAAAGAGUCCUGUUCAGUCAAGCAUUCGCCAGACCCUCAGACCAGUUGCGGCAACUACAUUCUCGGCUUCACCUCCUUCAUGUUUACCUACGACGACUCUCCGCACGAAGACCGUGAAGUUCUUUACAUUUACGAGAUUCAUCUCCAUGAGCAGCUUCGCGGACAAGGCCUCGGGUCUCAUCUCAUCAAAUUCGUCGAGAAUGUGGCGCGCGCAUGUCGAAUUAGAAAGACAAUGCUUACAGUCUUCACUGCGAACAAGCGCGCAAAGAGCAUGUAUGAGAAAUUAGGCUACAGUAAGGAUGAGUGCAGCCCAGGCGAUAGGGUUACAAGGAACAAGGUCAUCAAGGCCGACUAUGUCAUCAUGAGCAAGUCGAUCGAUUGA
Alternaria atra is the source of this 957-nucleotide messenger RNA. RefSeq lists its product as uncharacterized. The record is from RefSeq and is a predicted model, not a curated record. NCBI's taxonomy places the organism in Eukaryota, Fungi, Ascomycota, Dothideomycetes, Pleosporales, Pleosporaceae. The coding region runs from base 1 to 957 and encodes 318 amino acids. Gene Ontology annotation, cellular component: nucleus. The transcript has a single exon. Gene Ontology annotation, molecular function: histone H2A acetyltransferase activity; histone H4 acetyltransferase activity; protein N-terminal-serine acetyltransferase activity.